Messenger RNA from Mya arenaria, 2671 nucleotides. RefSeq names its product U6 snRNA-associated Sm-like protein LSm4. Lineage: Eukaryota; Metazoa; Mollusca; Bivalvia; Myida; Myidae. The transcript is spliced from 5 exons. Gene Ontology annotation, cellular component: U6 snRNP; spliceosomal tri-snRNP complex; P-body. Bases 83 to 493 code for a protein of 136 amino acids. Gene Ontology annotation, biological process: mRNA splicing, via spliceosome; nuclear-transcribed mRNA catabolic process; spliceosomal snRNP assembly. Gene Ontology annotation, molecular function: U6 snRNA binding. The record is from RefSeq and is a predicted model, not a curated record.
CAACAUUCCCCUAAAAGUGUUGUGUGCUUCUCUUAAAAACCGUAUCGCCGGCGAAUUUCAUUAAAUUAUCGAUAUCAUAAGUAUGCUACCCUUAUCACUUCUGAGGACAGCUGUGAACCAUCCCAUGCUGGUUGAAUUGAAGAAUGGGGAAACAUACAAUGGUCAUCUUGUCAGCUGUGAUAACUGGAUGAACAUCAACCUCAGGGAAGUCAUCUGUACAUCCAGAGAUGGAGACCGUUUCUGGAGAAUGCCAGAGUGUUACAUACGAGGCAGCACCAUCAAGUAUCUGCGGAUUCCAGAUGAGGUCAUUGACAUGGUGAAGGAGGAGGUCAUCCAGAAAUCAAAGGGCCGUGGAGAGAUGAGAGGGCGUGGUGGCGGUCCACAGAGGGGUCGUGGAGGAAGAGGAGCUUUUGGAAGAGGUGGUAACCGAGGAGGAGGUGGUGGCGGUCGCGGAGGUGGAGGCGGAAGAGGAGGAAAGGGUCGAGGAGAAUAAGAAAGUGCGGUUAAAAUAUCACUGCAUUAUAAUUAUUACAGUGUGAGGGUCGUUCAAAAACUAUUAUCAGAGAUUUCAAUGUGCUAUGUGUAAUGAGCUACUUGUUUGCAUUCUUAAUGCAACUGUUGAACAGUGUACAGAGAAAUGAUUUCCAAGAUAUUAGUUGUUGCUGGACUAUAAUAAGUGUAUAAUGAAGUGAAAUGUGAGCGGAAAAAACUGACUGAUGAUUAUUAGACGUGCCUAGUUAUUUUAAAUGAGUACAACAACAUUAGUGCUUGUCUAACAAUGAUUGGAAUCUGGGCUCAGGUUCAGGUAAUGUCCUUUCUGGGGUUUUUUCUUCCCAAAGAAGAAUCCUGUAUUUUUGUUUUGGAUAUGAAACUUUUUUUGUCAGUCUAGUUUUGUUUUUUUCUUCCUAAAAUGUGGCCAUUGGACUCCAUUUAUAUUUUAAAAAAUAACUGUACUUCUUUUUCACAUAUUUUUCUUCUGAAAAUUGUUACAUGUUUUCAUUUUUUCCGCCAUUAUUUUUUUUCAGCUGAAUGUUGUAAAUUCCUACCUUUAGAUGUAUUUGAAUAUAGAAGUCACUGUCAGCGAUGUUACAGGCCCCAUUUCGAGCCCUUUUUAAAAAAGAACUUGUUUUGUAAAUUUGGCCCUUUCACAAUAAAAGUGUCACUAUUUUAACAAGUCCAUGGGCCCCAUUUGCAAAGGAGUAAGAAAAAAUACUGAACAGUUAUAAUUCUGCUGAACCUUUUUUACUGAAUUUAUUUUUAUUGGCAGGUCAUCUUUUUAUUGACUGGUCAAUAUAAUUGUUUUUAAAUGUUUAGAAUGUUAUUAUAAAAACUUAGUCAAACUUAAGACAGAUUGUUGUUUGUGCAAAGGGAUAGAAUAAUAACACAAUUUUGAUGUAUCCUAUGCAUACUAGAAUGAUUGAUUAGAAAAAAUUACAUAAACUUGUUACAAAUGACAGUUUGUCAUUGAAAAAUAAUUACAAUGAUAUACAGGGGUUUGCUCUGGUUUUGACAUCUCAUGCAAACACCCAAAGUUGGCAGGUAGAUUCAUGUAUUCGUGAGUCUAAUCGUACAGGGCCUUCCUUUGAAUAUAUUUUAGAUUCAACAAAUCUGAGGGAGGGGUGCAGGAGAGGGAUUAUCCCCUUCUGCGUAAUAAAUGAUUCUUGUUAUGCUGAGAAACUGGAUUUUCAGACUAAGCUUUGCAACUGUACAUAGUGUGGUUUGGUGCUGUUGAAACGCAUCAAAAAUUCAUUUAUUCACAGUUUUUCAAGUUGCCUUCAAAAAAGUCUUUAUAAUAAAAUGUUCGGCCACCCAUGUCUAUAAUAACCUUUGCAUCUUUUUCUCAUAAUGAAAUUAAAAAUGCCAAGUUAUUGUGAUAUUUGGUUCAGAUUAUUUACAUGUUUCAUUGAAAGUCUUACCACCUCAUUACAUGUUAAUCAUCAUUAUACAUUUGUACAUGUAUUGUUGUUGUUUACAGAUAAUAAACAACCAUGUAAUCAUUUCAAAGAUAAGAGCACACUUUUACCAAAGUGAUGAAAAGCCUGACAUGAAAUGUUUAGGUCAAUUAUCUGCGCAAGAUCUAGAUAUGUGUUCUUCUUAUGAAAUAUCUAUCAUUAGUAAAGAAAAUUGUUUUGUACGAUAUAUAGAUGGCCAAUUUGAUAACCUCCAUGAUCUGAUGAUAACUGAUUAUUUGUAAACACUUGUCAUGUUAAUGUAAUGCGUUGAAGUAAUAGACAUGUAUUUUCCUUUGAUCAUGAUAACAUUUGUAAAAGAUUCAUUAAGAUUAUUGUUAUUUGUCAACAAGUGUAAUAAUACUUUUCUCAUGAUUAGCAAUCAUUGUUGGUAUCAUAUCUCAUUAUUAUUCUUUGCAAAUAUUUCUGAUCCAUUUCAACUUGUAACUUACAUGUUUUGAAGAUUGAUAUCAAAAGUUCAUGCUUUUGAUUUUUGUCAUUUUAUUAACCAUAAAAAAGUCAUUAAGACAUCAGGCCAUGUAAUCAAGCAAACAUAUUAAUUUAAACGAUUAUUAUCCGAAACAUUAUUCAAAUUAUAUUUUGCGACGUUUCAUAAAAAGUGUCAGAUAUUUUCAACGCUGUCACUUUUCCAGUGCAUUUGCAAGCUGUUGUUUUGACCUUGUGAGCUGAAAAAAAUACAUAAAAAUAAACUUUAAACAUUU